AAAUAGUUAUAAAUUGAGCAAUUGUGGAAAGUGGUGGUUCUCCGAAGUUUCGAAACGAAAUAAGAUGUGUAAAAUUGUGAAUAUUAUGUUGAAAUUUCUUGUUUUAACAUCAUUUCGUAUUUCAUUUAUACUGGCACACUAUGAUCCGGCUUAUUUUCGAUCCUCUAAAGAUGCAUUUGUCACACACAUGGAUUGGAUGAAAGAUAUUCGAGAUGACGUAAUGUUAAGUGAAUUGGCUCUUCCCGGCACACACGAUUCUGCUAGCUUUAUAUGGAACAAUGAUAUUAUCGAUACACAAACAUUAAAUUUCAACGAGCAGCUUAACUACGGAAUACGAGUAUUCGAUAUCAGAUACCGACAUACUACUGAUACAUUCGCACUAUAUCAUGGCAUAGCUUAUCUGUCAAAAAUGUUUGGUGAUUUUCUUGAAAGUGUGCACAAUUUUCUGCUCGAACAUUCAUCAGAAACCGUGCUUUUUCGAUUGAAAGAAGAACUGUACCCGAAUAAUAAUAAUAAUAGAAGUGCCAGAGAAAUACUGAAUGAAUAUUUAGUGAAAUAUAAACAAACUUAUUUGAAAACAACCGAAAAUAUUGAACUGGGCGAAGCGAGAGGAAAAUUCAUCAUUCUAUAUAAUAAUCUGGAUUUUUAUGAUUAUGGAAUAAAUUACAGCAUUUGUAAUAUACAAGAUUCUUAUAUCUUUACGUCAAACUGGGAUCUUUACAAUAAGUGGGAAAAAAUUCGUGCACAUUUGGACAAAGCGCGAAUAAAUGGCAAUAAAUCUGAAUUUUACAUAAAUUAUCUCUCAGGUGCUGUUGGUUCCCUGCCUUACUUUGUCGCAAGUGGCCACAAUUCGAGAUGGACUACAGCAUCGAGAUUAGCAACUGGACUAACGACUUCAUUAUGGCCACAUAUAUAUCCCGAUUUUCCUCGUGUCAAUUGUUUUAUGGACAUCUGUACAAUUGCAUUUGAAGGAACCAAUAUUUUAACAAGAGAUUACAUCAAAAACAUUCAAUCGUCAAAUAGAACAAUUGGUAUUAUAAUGGCUGAUUUUCCCGGUUCGUCGUUAAUUCACGAAAUAAUCCAUAAUAAUUAUGCUUUGAAUAAAAAAUCAUAAUUAUUUCUUUAAUAUUUAAAAAAAACGGGCAUUAUUAUAACACUCA
Molecule: messenger RNA, 1160 nt
Organism: Contarinia nasturtii (swede midge)
Lineage: Eukaryota; Metazoa; Arthropoda; Insecta; Diptera; Cecidomyiidae
Product: 1-phosphatidylinositol phosphodiesterase-like
Exons: 2
Coding region: 65-1114 (349 amino acids)
Biological process (GO): lipid metabolic process
Molecular function (GO): phosphoric diester hydrolase activity
Source: RefSeq, a predicted model, not a curated record